AUGAUCAUCAUGCUACUGCGGAGGAUCUGGUACUUGCGGAAUGAAUUAUCGCAUGGUAAAGAAAUCCCUCUAGCUGAAACGUCUAAGACUUUUCUGUGUAGUUAUAUUAGUUCUAUUCGCAAUGCAGCCAAUCUCACCACAGAGCAAAUUAUCAGAGGGAAAUCGCCUUUGGAGGGUGCAUUGCAGCCAGUACCAAUCAAGGCAGUUCUGCCGGAUACACCAUGGCAGCCACCACCACCUGGCUGGCUUGCCUUGUCUGUGGAUGGAUCUUAUUCAGCGGAAGAGGGCUCGGCGGGAGCAUGCAUGAUCCUACGGGAUAACUUGGGCUCUGUCAUUUUUUCAUCAUGUCAACUAUUAUUCUACUGUAACAAUGUUCUUGAGGCGGAAAUUCAAGCUAUUAAGAUUGGAAUGUCUAUGGCUAUCGAAUGGUCUAACCUUUCGGUCUUAGUACAAUCGGACUCGAUGGUGACCCUUUCUUCUAUGACUGAUGCCUCACUUGAUAAAUCACCGAAUGGUCAAUUGGUCAGGGAGAUCAAGAACUACAUGCUGCAGAGGGAGUUUAAACUAGUGAAGAUCGUGAGAUCACAGAACAUGGUUUCACAUUGUCUUGCUAAUUAUGCCCGAAUGGCUCGUAGCACUGCUUGUUGGUUGCAAUGGCCACGCCCCUUCAUUCAUAAUCUUGUAUUAGCAGACUGUAAGCCUGUUACUUUGGAAUAA
Molecule: messenger RNA, 717 nt
Organism: Triticum turgidum subsp. durum (durum wheat)
Lineage: Eukaryota; Viridiplantae; Streptophyta; Magnoliopsida; Poales; Poaceae
Source: the annotation of a GenBank genome assembly